This is a messenger RNA of Bombus impatiens (common eastern bumble bee), 2278 nucleotides long. RefSeq lists its product as uncharacterized. NCBI's taxonomy places the organism in Eukaryota, Metazoa, Arthropoda, Insecta, Hymenoptera, Apidae. The record is from RefSeq and is a predicted model, not a curated record. The transcript has 5 exons. Bases 194 to 1750 code for a protein of 518 amino acids.
UAAAGACUCACGAAUACGAAAAUGUGUUCGCCAAGUAGAGGAUAUCAAUAAACCGUCAGACAUAAAAGUGCCUACAGGACUUAAAUAUAGAGACACGUGGAGCACCACAGAAAACGACGAAUUAGAUCUUUGCUCUUGCACAUCAGAGAUCACGUUUGAGACAACUGCAGAUAAAGAUAUUUAUUCAUUGGGUAUGAGCACUAUAUCGGAACAGACAAAUAGAGUUAGUCAGACUGUAUCUAAAGGUAAGACAGAUUACACAAAGGUGACAGAACCGUGGAUCAAACAAAAGUAUACGAAGGAUGAUUUUUCUGAAUACAAAGACUCGAAAGAUUUAGAGCAAGAAAACACGGAAUUAGAAGAAAACAGAAAGAUAAAAAGCAUAACUACGAAGAAAAUAAAGGACAGAAUAGAACCAUCGGAAGAAAUUGCGACAAUUUACUCAGAUACAGAUAAUACUUCAUUAUAUGAUCCAACAGCAGAUUUAAAAUUAUACGGCGUUGGUCAUAAAUCGAGGAACCGACAAGCGACUAUGGAAGAAGUUGCAGGAUCUAAAAUGCAAUAUUCGGAAGUGAAGGCAACAAUCUCAGAAGGAAAACUUCUGGAAAUUGAUACUGGAAAUAAAAACACAUUUUUCGACAAGCUAAUAAGAAAGACAAAGUUCGAUAAAACCACCGAUCUAUCAGAUAAAAACAAAUCCAUUCAAACAAAAUUGCACAAACAUGAUAGAAGAGAUAAUCAUAUUGAGAAAGAUACAAAUAUCGCAGACGCAAGAAAGUUUGGUGAACUUUCUAGAGAAUUAAAUAAGGAGAGUAGAAGACAGAAAGAAAAGCAUCGUCGAAGGUCAAAACGAAGAAAAGGCAGUGGUUCAGAAAAAUCAACGUUAACCGAUGACGAAGAGAUUUAUCCUGAGCUUAAAUCACGAUCAAAAGAAUCACGUCGAUUUGUUCCCGAAACUGUUGAAAAAGGAAGCGAAGCGGAAGAAUUGAAACCACACGAAAAUGAAUACUUUGCUGGUGAAUCUCCAUCGCGAAGUUAUGGACCAGAUAUUUGUAAGAACUGUGCUUCCGAUCAUCCAGAGAUGGCGAAACGAAAAUUUGAAAUGCCUAUGGUAAAAAGAUACUUGCCUAUGUAUCAGAGUCCAGGACUGAUCGAAGAAUUGAAAAGGCAUGAUCGAAUGAGAUUAAUUCAAGAGAGAGAAAUUAGAAGACGGAGAAGUGGAAGUUCUCGUCGAUCUUCAGAUGCGGAAGAUCGAAAGGUCGAUCGUUCUCCUGCACCUGAUUCAUCGUUUAAACCGAAAGAAAAAGAUGGCAGACUUGCUUAUCAAGAGUCGCAAGCUUAUAAAAAUGUCUUACGCGAAUUUCAAAUAAGGGCUGGACGUCAAGAAGUUCGUAAGAAACCUAGAAAUAGGAUACCGUUAAUAUGCUUGUCUGAAAAGGCAGACAAAAGCAAAGAAGUGGAGCAACUGUAUCCACGUGAAAGACAGGCCCGACAAAAGCCGAAUGUGAUGAAGAAAUUCGCUCAUAAAAUGGUAGCACCAUUCAAGCCGCCUAAAUAUAAGAAACACAAAUGCAAAACGCACAGAGGAGACGUAAAGUUUGAAGAAAUGGAAAUUAUGUAUGAUUGCUUAUGUGACGCACAAGUUUUAAGCGAGGCAUCUUCUACUUGUAGUUGCGUUAAAAAGACGCACAAAUCUGGUACUUUAACAUCCGCCGAUGAAACAAGUGAUAAUAACGAGUCAAUCCAAUAAAAGGGUAAAAAUAAUAUCUUCAAACGUGUGUUACAAAGUUUUGGAAUCUGAUUCCUGAUAGUAUAAUCUCGAGACACCGUUAGUUAUCGGAUCUUAUACGAAAUUUAUCAUAGGAGAAAUAAAUAGUUUGUUAAGUAUGUUAAAGAUUGGAUUGCGGAUUUUUAUGCUGCGAAAUUAUUUAAAUGCCUGAAAAUGUACAGAAUGCAUAUAAUAUGUAAACAUAUAGGAAUUAUCCAAAGUUUUGUCAGUAAUCAAACUAAUAGCGUUCGCCUUUUGAAUUAGAAAGAGAAAAUAUAUAGUUUAGAAACCCUAAGUGCAUUAAACCCUUAUUUCUUAAUCACACCGUAUUAUUAAAGAUUUCGCACGCUCUGUACAAAUUCUUUCCAAGUAAUAUCAAUUCUCCGAAUUGAUCGUCAUUCGCUAUCAGUAUUUCAAGAUAUAUAAAUAUUCGCUCAUCUCUCUACCAUUUGAAAAUGACGAUACUUUAAUCGUAUUUACAUACGACACACUUCAUAAUCAUAGCUCCGA